Messenger RNA from Fusarium pseudograminearum CS3096, 933 nucleotides. RefSeq lists its product as uncharacterized. Gene Ontology annotation, cellular component: cytoplasm. Gene Ontology annotation, biological process: regulation of proteolysis; proteasome-mediated ubiquitin-dependent protein catabolic process. The record is from RefSeq and is a predicted model, not a curated record. NCBI's taxonomy places the organism in Eukaryota, Fungi, Ascomycota, Sordariomycetes, Hypocreales, Nectriaceae. Bases 1 to 933 code for a protein of 310 amino acids. The transcript has 2 exons. Gene Ontology annotation, molecular function: ubiquitin protein ligase binding.
AUGGGAGAUAGCUUUGAAGCCCGCGGCGAUGCCGAGCACCAUCUCAUAGAAGAGCUAUGCACAUCUUCCACUCUGGCAUCGUUCUACAACCUGCUCCACGAUGGAGAGAACGCCGACAUCACUAUCGUCUGUGGAAAUCGCGAAUUCAAGGCACAUCGCGCAGUCGUAUGUGCGCAGUCUUUGUGGUUUAAUGUGGCAUUUACCGCUCCAGCCAAGAAGCGCAUCAUCAGAAAGACUGAACUCAAAGGAGUCGACCCUGAUGUGUUUCAGCGAUUCCUCGAGUUUCUUUACACGGGCACAUACACGGUCGAAGGCGACACAUCUCGAUUCCUCACCACGCCUAGCAUUGUAGCAGACAUCGAGUCGCUGUUGAAAGAUUAUCCGGGAUGGCACAAGGCUUCCAGCGAAGCGACUGCUCCCGACUCGCCCAAGCGCCCUGUCAGACGAUCAAGUAGGCUGAACUCGACUGCAGAGUCGAUGGACGAGACGCCCGAUCCCGAUUCCAUGAUGACAACCGAAUCCCCGAUGGCGACCGGAACCACGCCAAAUUCUUCGCUCCCACCCGAGUCCCGCGAAGCUCCUUUCAAAACUCCAUUUCCGCCCACGAUGGCCAUGUCACUGGAGCUGUACAACCUGGCCUCUGAGUACAACGUACCCGCCCUUCAACUACUCGCUCUAGAGCGCUUCCACAUAGCCGCCAAAGACCGUUGGAUCCCUUCCUGGGAGGGUGCUACCUGGGAUGAUACGAAGGAGUUUGAAGACGUUGUCCUUGACCUCUACAAGAUCAAAGACGACCAGCCCAUGUGGAGGGUUAUGAUCCUGCUGAUCAAGGCAAAAGCUUCGACUGGGGAUGAUGUCCUGAAGCGUCGGAUGCGCGAGGUCGUGAAGGAACACCAUGAUCUUGCUGAGUGUCGAGAGAUAGUCUGCGGGUAG